Messenger RNA from Schizophyllum commune H4-8, 1153 nucleotides. RefSeq lists its product as uncharacterized. Bases 76 to 1053 code for a protein of 325 amino acids. The record is from RefSeq and is a predicted model, not a curated record. Gene Ontology annotation, molecular function: NAD binding; oxidoreductase activity, acting on the CH-OH group of donors, NAD or NADP as acceptor. Lineage: Eukaryota; Fungi; Basidiomycota; Agaricomycetes; Agaricales; Schizophyllaceae. The transcript is spliced from 5 exons.
CAUCCACGAAUUCGCCCAUUCUCCAGGCUUGAUUUACCCAUCUCGGGAUUCACCUUGACCUAAACUGUGACCAAGAUGGCGGCACCUCAGCAGCGCGUACCCGUUGCCAUCCUCGACGACUAUCAGAACGUUGCUUUGAGCCUCGCAGACUGGUCACUCCUCGAUGGCAAGGUAGACAUCACCGUAUACAAUGAUACCCUCCACGACGAGGACGCGCUGGUUGAGCGGCUGGCCAAGUACGAGAUUAUCUGCGCCAUGCGCGAGCGGACGAAGUUCAAUAGGUCUCUGAUUGACCGGUUGCCGAAGCUGAAACUCAUCGCCACGACGGGGUCAAGGAACCGUGGCAUCGACACUGUGUAUGCUGCGGAGAAGGGUAUCGUGGUGUCCGGCACGAACAACAAGGGCGCUUCGACGGUCGAGCAUAUUUGGGCUCUCAUUCUCUCGGCCGCCAGGGAGAUCCCGAGGGAACACAACAGCAUACGCUCGGCGAAUCCUCAAUGGCAGACCACGGUCCCUUUUGGACUGUAUGGGAAGACGCUGGGUCUGGUGGGCCUGGGACGGCUUGGAUCACGAGUAGCAGAGAUUGCCAGGGUAUUCGGCAUGCGCGUGCAGGCAUGGUCGCCACAUCUGACGGAAGAUCGCGCUCACGAACUCGGCGUUGACUUCGCAAACACAAAGCACGACCUGUUCAGCUCGAGCGACAUCGUGUCCGUGCAUAUGGUCCUUUCGGACGAUACGCGCGGACUGAUCACGGCGGAGGAUCUCUGGUCGAUGAAGGCUACCGCGAUCUUUGUCAACACGUCGAGAGGGCCGCUGGUUGAUGAACCUGCGCUUGUGGAUGUGCUUUCGAAAAGAGGAAUCCGAAGCGCUGCGUUGGAUGUGUACGAUGUCGAGCCUCUGCCGUUGGACCACCCACUGCGAAAGCUGGAUAACGUUGUCCUCAGCCCACACAAUGGCUAUGUCAACGAUACGAGCUAUGAGGGCUUCUUUGGGGAAACCGUUGAGAAUAUUGUGGCAUUCCUGAACGGCAAGCUUCGGAAUGUCCUGAAGUGAUCAGACAAUGGAGCUUUUGAUAGACGUGUUGGAUGCUUUGUAAUGUAUGGAUGCAAUGUAAUAUAGGACCUGGUUGUUCGUCCAAAGGGCUAAAGCAAAG